Molecule: messenger RNA, 5866 nt
Organism: Armigeres subalbatus
Lineage: Eukaryota; Metazoa; Arthropoda; Insecta; Diptera; Culicidae
Product: plectin-like
Exons: 15
Coding region: 1754-5851 (1365 amino acids)
Biological process (GO): wound healing; intermediate filament cytoskeleton organization; cytoplasmic microtubule organization
Cellular component (GO): intermediate filament; membrane; hemidesmosome
Molecular function (GO): structural molecule activity; protein binding
Source: RefSeq, a predicted model, not a curated record
UUUACCAGAGUGAACCCAUCAGAGUGCAGUUUUCCCAACGCCAGCGUCGUUAUUCGGACGAACGAGCAGAAGCCAGUCAGUGAGAUUGUGCUUGACGUUUACCAUCCUGCAGUACCUACAGUCAAAGUACUGUUAGUUUCCCCCUCGUCGUUGUCGGUCGAUCCGUGGUAUCUUUUUUUGGUUCAGUGCGAAGUUCCCUACGAUGCCCUUCGUUCCUUCGAUGCGGUGCAGAGUGCUCUCGACGAGUAAUUAAGAAUAGAUGUGAUGAAAUUUGUGCUAAUAGCCGUCUAAAGAAAAGACGAACACGAUAGCAAUCUUACGGAACCCGUUAGAGUGGAGUACGUUGUUCCAGAGUGACAUUGAAAUUUUGUUUGUAGUGUGGUGAAGAGAACUAAUUCUACGAAAAGGAUUGAAUCAUCCUGUCUGGUUCUGGUGAGCCGUAUCCUGGGUGCUUUGUGUUGUCUACCAAGGGAGAACAAGACAUUAAGAUAACAACACCUUUCAAGCCGCUGGAAGAUGCGCGGAAGAUUGCGUUGAUGGACCCACCCCCGCCGUCUCAGACCCACACUGCCAACGGAGGAGCAUCUCGAUUAAUCGUAGCAGCAUCUCAGUAGUGUCUUUAAUCUGGCGAUCUAGAGACUACUGUGCCUCCCGAAGCUGUCGAAGAUCAAUGUCCGAUCGGCGGGGUUUCCACCAUCAUCACCAUCAUCGUCGUUGUCGAAUCAAUUGCCCCCCUUGAAGCAGAAUUGCCGCACAUAAUUCGGCUAGUUUCGGAUUGAAGCGCAGGUUUUCUGAUCGAUCCAUAGUUGUUUGGCGUCGUUCGAGCGGAGCCAACGAACGAUCGAUGCUGAUGGUCGCCACCAACGAGCGCUGCGCAGUUUCGUAAUCGCAAAAUCAAAACACGAAACCGUUACAAAUCGAAUUUCGUUGGCCGCGGAGCAGAAGAAGUAGAACAAGCACGCCACACAAUCGUUGCUGCGUGCUUCCAUUUUCUGUAUUUGCAAACUCCGUAAAACGGUUAUAGGCCCCAGCAGUUACAAAUUAUUCGGCGAAAUCACGAAGUUGAAGCAGCAGAAGAGUGCAAAACCGCGAAAAGUAAAACGGUGCAAUCCUACCCGCCACGCCACCCGGUGUCGGACCACGGCGGCCAUGAAAUGUGACACGGAAAUAUUGACCAACGACCGCAGUCCGGCCACUCGAAGCGAAUAAACCCACUGCACACAACGAGAUCUUCCAUUUACAACUAACAACAAUAGCAAGCAACUGGCGAGUCUGCUUUCGUUGUGACGUUGACGGUGUGGGGGUGUGCGAAAAGCUUCAAGUGCUUCGAAUGUUAUGUUCCUUAUGUCGAAAAUAAUUCGUACAUUGUUUUGACAACCUGAAAACGUGCGUAAUUUUCCUAGAACAAAUCUAGUGCAAUAAAAUUGGUCCCGGUGAAUAAAUAGUGAAAAUAAUCCUUGCCUACCCAGGGAUGUAAAUUCUUAGAUAAAAGAGUUAAGUUAUUGUUAAUCAGCGGUAUAUAACGGCAAUACAUAUUCAAUCUAUAUAGAUUUAGGAUAAGUGGGAUAUGGUUCAGUAAAUCGAAAAAUCGAUUUCAAUUGUAAAAAGAUUAAUAUUAGUGUAACGAAACCAGUGAUUUUGAGUGAUCAUCGGAAAGCGAUUCCGAAAGUUUUAAAAGUGUUUAAUAAGCACAGGAGAUAGUGUACGUAACACAAACGUACGUAAAAUAACAAGCAAACGUAUCAAUCAAAAGAUGAGGAGGAUACCGAGGAAACCCAGCAGCAGCAGUCUCCCCGGGUUCAGCAUGGACCGGGAGAGUUUGGCGGAAUGGGCAAAGGAUAAGCCCCUCAGCAUACUGCAGCUGGACCCGGCGGAUCGUGCCGUACUGAGAAUAGCAGACGAACGAGAUGCCAUACAGAAGAAAACAUUCACAAAAUGGGUCAACAAACAUUUGAAAAAGGCCUCCCGAAGAGUAGACGAUCUGUUCGAAGAUCUGCGCGAUGGACACAACCUUCUUUCGCUCUUGGAAGUAUUAUCUGGCGAACAUCUUCCAAGGGAGAAGGGAAAAAUGCGCUUCCACAUGCUGCAGAACGCACAGAUGGCGCUCGACUUUCUGCGCUACAAGAAAAUCAAACUGGUCAACAUCCGGGCGGAGGACAUCGUCGACGGAAACCCAAAGCUCACACUCGGUCUAAUAUGGACCAUCAUUCUGCACUUCCAGAUUUCCGACAUCGUCGUCGGUCAGGAGGACAACCUAACGGCACGGGAAGCCCUGCUCCGGUGGGCCCGCCGUUCCACAGCCAAAUAUCCGGGCGUCCGGGUAAACGACUUCACCGGCUCCUGGCGGGAUGGGUUGGCGUUUUCGGCGCUCAUCCACCGGAAUCGGCCCGAUCUCAUCGACUGGCGAGACUCGAGAUCGCGCCGACCGCGGGAGCGGCUGGAGCAAGCAUUCCACGUGGUGGAACGGGAAUAUGGCGUUACGCGGUUACUCGAUCCGGAGGACGUUGACACCAACGAACCCGAUGAGAAAUCGAUGAUCACCUACCUGAGCUCGCUGUACGAUGUCUUCCCGGAGCCCCCGCAAAUGCACCCGCUCUUCGACAUGGAAUCCCAACGGAGGGUGCAGGAAUAUCGGGAACUGGCCCAACAGCUUCUAUACUGGUGCCGGGAAAAGACCUCCCUCCUCCAGGAACGAGCAUUCCCCACGACCCUAAUCGAACUCAAACGGUUACUAUCGGACCUGAACCGGUUCCGAAGCGAAGAAGUGCCACCGCGACAACGCGACAAACAACGACUGUUUACCAUCUACAAGGAGCUAGAAAAGUAUUUCGAAUCGAUCGGCGAAGUGGACGUGGAAGCCGAGCUGCGGCCCGAAUCGCUGGAGAAAGCCUGGCACAGGCUCAUGUCCGCACUGGCGGAUCGGGACAUGAUUCUCCAGCAGGAAGUGCAACGGCUCGAACGGCUACAGAAGCUGGCCGACAAAGUACAACGCGAGUACAAACACACCGAAACCGUUAUUACCAAGAUCGAAACCCGAAUCUCAGAGGAAAGCCGUCGAAUCGAACGACUACACCCGGUCGAGGCGAAGAACAUCGUCGAGGGACUGGAACUGGACAUCCGGCAUCUGGAGCAGCCGCUCCAGGAAAUGAACGACGACUGCCAUAACUUGAAGGACGGCCGAUACCCCCAGGCUGGAGACCUGCAUAAAAAAGUCACAAAACUGCACCAACGGUGGUCCCAGUUGCGAACUACAUUCCACACUAGUUUAGUACAAAAAUUGUCCGGACUGAGCUAUCCAGUCCAGGAGACGACGAUUACGAAACAGACCCGCGUCGUCACCGAAACACGCCAAAUCGGAACUAAUCCAUACUUCCGAGACGUCCAGGAGUACACCGAGUGGUGCCAAUCUAAACUGAAACAACUCCUCACCUCCGACUUCGGUUCGGAUCUGCCGUCGGCCAAGGUGGAACUCGAGCGGCACCAGCACGAGCACAAAGUGAUCGACCAGUUCCACUCGAAGAUCAUCCAGAGCGAACGGCACCAGAGCAAUUUCAGCGGCGACGAGCUGCAGCUCUACCAGCAGAAGCUCAGCCAGCUGCAGAAGGUCUACGCCGAACUGUUGAGCACUUCGACGAAGCGCCUUUCGGAUUUGGACGCGCUGGCCGAUUUCCUGGCCGCGGCAACAUCCGAGCUGAGCUGGCUGAACGAUCGCGAACAGAUCGAGGUCAGCCGGGACUGGGCCGACAAGAAUCUGGAUCUGUCGGCCGUGCAUCGGUACUAUGAGAACCUAAUGUCCGAGCUGGAAAAACGCGAAAUCCACUUUGCCACCAUCCUCGAUCGCGGAGAGGCACUUCUAGUCCAACAGCACCCUGCCUCGAAGUGCAUCGAGGGCCACCUGCAAGCCCUCCAAUCGCAAUGGUCCUGGCUGUUGCAGCUGACGCUCUGCCUGGAGGUGCACCUCAAGCACGCCACCGAUUACCACUCGUUCUUCGACGAGAUCCGCGAGGCGGAAAACUGGCUCGCCAAACGGGACGACAUCCUGAACACCAAAUACAGCCAGUCGGAAUUUUCGCUGGAUCAGGGCGAGGGACUUCUGCGCGGCAUGCAGGACAUCCGGGAGGAGUUGAAUGCCUUCGGCGAAACGGUGGCCCAUCUACAGCACCAAGCCACUACGAUAGUGCCUUUGAAGCAGCGGAAGCAGCCGGUCAAUCGGCAGUGCACCGUCCAAACCAUUUGCUCCUACAAACAGGGUAACAUCUCGCUGGAAAAGAACGAAUCCUGCACCCUGCUGGACACCUCCGGCCGGGUGAAAUGGCGAGUGAAAACGAACAAGGGAGCGGAAGGAUCCGUCCAUGGUGUGUGCCUUCUGCUGCCGCCACCGGACCAGGAAGCGAUUGAGGCGGCCGACCGAUUGAAGCGGCUGUUUGACCGUUCGAUUGCGCUUUGGCAGAAGAAACAACUACGACUGCGGCAGAACAUGAUCUUCGCCACCAUCAAGGUGGUCAAAGGCUGGGACUUUGAGCAAUUUUUGGCGAUGGGAGCCGAACAGCGGACGGCUAUCCGGCGAGCAUUGAACGACGAUGCCGACAAGCUGCUGGCGGAAGGCGAUCCGGCCGAUCCCCAGCUGCGCCGACUGCGGCGUGAAAUGGACGAAGUCAAUCGACUGUUUGACGAAUUCGAGAAACGUGCCAGAGCUGAAGAGGAAAGCAAACAAGCUAGCCGAAUCUUCACCGAACAAUGCAUCUCCCUGAAGACGCGUCUUGAGGAGAUGGCCCGCGAACUGGACCACAUAAUCCUCUCGCCGAUGCCGCGUGAUCUGGACUCGCUGGAACAUGCCGUCCAGAUCCUGGACGACUACAAGCGGCGCCUUAGUCUGCUGGAACCGGACCUUAAACAUCUGCAGGAAACGUUCCGCACCAUCACGCUCAAAACGCCCGCUCUCAAGAAGAGCCUCGACAACCUGCUGGAACUGUGGAAGGAGCUGAACACCCAGGCCAGCCUACAUGGCGAUCGGCUGAAACUGCUCGAAGGUGCCCUAGCUGGACUGGAGGUCAACGAGCAGGUUAUCUCCGACCUGGAGGGCAAGCUGUCCCGCCAGUUGGAGCUGCCGUCAUCGCAGGAAGGUCUGUACGAAGUUUUUAAGAAGUUGAGCGCCAUCCAGGAAACGAUUUCCGCUCAACAACCGGAAAUGGACAAAAUGAACGAUUCUGCCGAUCAGCUUGGUCGUAUGGGAGUUCCGACUAAGGUUCUCGGGGACCUGAAGCGGCUCCAUGCCAAUGUCGAACGAUUGAAUUCCCGGUGGAACAACAUCUGUGGUCAAUUGGCCGAACGGUUGCGAAGCGUAGAAACCGCAAUCGGUCUGAUGAAGAACCUGCAGACGAGCAUUGUCGUGGAGGAAACUUGGGUCGAGAAGCAAACCGAGAAGCUACAAGCGCUGCCAACGGCCACUUCCGCUAGAGAACUGGAUACCAUGCUGGGAGAGGCGAUGGAGCGUGCACCCAAGAUCGAACAGGUCAAUCUCACCGGUGGCCGCUUGAUCCGAGAAGCUAAGAUCUACGAUGGCAAGUGCCUGCACUACAUCGACUGGCUGGUGGAGAUACGGCCGAGCUUUUCGCCUCCCCGGCAGGACCUGAGGCCACCGGACGCCGACCCGGGCGCCACCGAGGUCUACUCGAGGCGGCUGGACUCCCUUAACGGGCGGUACGAGUCGCUCAUUGAGCAGCUCACCCAGCGGCUCAAGACGGCGAUCGAGGUGAAUGGCGCGGACGGAUUGCAACGAUUUUGUUUCAAAAUUUUCUUAAAUGCGCAGAAUAUGGUACCUCCACGGUAUCACAUUUCAAAACCUCGUUGAUUAAAAUCGAAACCA